AUGCUCCAGGCAUUGUAUUUACUUGAUCACAAGGGAAAGCCAUUGAUAUCAAGAUGCUAUAGAGGACCGUUCCCUCAGCAUAUAAUAGAAAAAUUCAUGGCGCUUUUGAAGACCACGGAAGAAAAGCUUCAAUGCGCACCGCCAAUUAUUUCAUCGGGCCCACCAGACGAGGGCAUUUACUAUCUAUAUGUCAGAAUGGGAAAUAUUUUUGGUAUUUGUGUCGUUGGGGUAACCACUUGUAAUGCCAAUGCAGCUUCUAUUUUUGUUUUCCUUCAUAAAUUUCUGGAGGUUCUAAAGGGAUAUUUUAAGGUUAUUGAGGAGGAAACUAUACGGGACAAUUUUGUACUCAUUUAUGAGCUUCUUGAUGAAAUGGUGGAUUGGGGGUAUCCGCAAUUUACAGAAACUCCCAUCCUUAAAGAAUAUAUUACACAGCGAGGAUUUAGAUUUAUUACACGCCAAGAGCAUCCUCCGGAAAGCAUCACUUCAAAUAUUUCUUGGCGGUCCGAAGGAAUUAAAUACAGGAAAAAUGAAGUCUUUUUAGACUUGGUUGAGAACUUGAAUUUAUCGGUUAAUUCGAAUGGACACGUCAUCUCUUCUGAUAUCACCGGAAUUUUAAGAAUGAAAUGUGACUUAAGUGGAAUGCCAGAGCUGCGCUUAGGUAGGAAAAUCGAUGACAUUUGGUUAGGCCUUAAUGAUAAAAUAUCCCUGACGCCAAUGAAUGGGAGUGGGCUUGUGUGUCCUACCGGUAUAGAGUUAGAGGAUAUAAAAUUUCAUCAAUGUGUGCGUCUAAACAUGUUUGACCAGGACCGAACGAUCUCGUUUAUCCCACCUGACGGCGAAUUUGAGUUGAUGAGAUACCGGCUUUCCGUUAUUCCUGGGUCUUCUCAUGAAGCAAUCGGGACGCAGCCGAUACUUUCAUCGACCGGAAAUAACAUGCCGCUUAUCUGGGUCGAGUGUACCACGAUUUGCCAUUCUGAGACUAGAACAGAGUGCUUUUUGAAGGCUAAGGCCAAUUUUUUGAAAAAAUAUGUUGCCACCGGAGUGGAAGUUCAUAUUCCCGUGCCUUAUGAUAUUUUUGCCCCCAAAUUCAAGCAAUUUCCUGGAGGAAAGGAAUAUUGGUUUAAUGUGGAGUACAGCAUGCCCACAAUCAAAGAGCCACCAUCAUUGCCAGGGGCGCAAAUUUCAUCGACCACCUUGAUUGCUCAGAAGGCUCCAAUUAGCGUCAUUUUCGAGAUACCAUACUACGCCGUUUCCGGUCUUUCGGACUCUGGAUACCAAGCUGUGCCUUGGGUACGGUAUUUGACUCGUAAUGGAAGUAAGGGCGAAUUUCCUUUUCUUAGAUGUUCACUUCAAAAUGCCGAUCCCCAUCAAGACAAGUGCUGCUGA
Mitosporidium daphniae is the source of this 1386-nucleotide messenger RNA. RefSeq lists its product as uncharacterized. NCBI's taxonomy places the organism in Eukaryota, Fungi, Microsporidia. The record is from RefSeq and is a predicted model, not a curated record. Bases 1 to 1386 code for a protein of 461 amino acids. The transcript is spliced from 7 exons. Gene Ontology annotation, cellular component: cytoplasmic vesicle; clathrin adaptor complex. Gene Ontology annotation, biological process: intracellular protein transport; vesicle-mediated transport.